UCUUCGGCAGCCGCCAACCGGACACGAGUUUGCAGGCUGGUAGCUUAGAGCGUGUUCUGUAUGUGUAUAUGUCUUGAUUUUCUGCCCCAUUCCAAGAGGGUGGAGGGGAAGCAGUUUGUUUUUCCCUUCUCAGUUGUUUUGUUGUUGUUAUGGGGGGUAGUGGGAGUAGCCACGGGAACCGGAAAGUCUCCUUCGAAAUGGAUGAACAGGAGCGAGUGCGAGUUCUGCAGGGUAUUAGGCUUUCUGAAGAUGUGGUGAAACGAAUGAAGGAACCUUGCCAACCUAAAAGGGAUCAGCGAUCAUCAUCAUUUCCACCACCUUUGUUGAAAGCUGCAGAAGGGAAAUCCAAGGUGUCUACAGAGAUACGUCCACCGACAGCUGACAACUUGGGCCGAAAGCCCUCUGAAGCAGAGGAAGAUCUCUACAGGAGAUAUGAGCAAGAGCAGGCAAUGGUCCAAGAGGAACUACUCCGACUGGCCAGAAGGGAGCGGGAGGCAGCCAAUGAGAGUCUGAAUGUGACCCUUCAGCGAGAGAGGAGUUAUACCAAUGAGGAAAAGCUGAAAGCAGCACAGCUGCCUGUGGAUUUGGAUGCCUGGUCUCAGGAACUGCAAUGGAAGGACAAAGAAUUGAAGCAGAGAGACACCUUCUACAAGGAACAGUUGGACCACAUUGAGAAGAAGAAUUCUGAAAUCUACAAGCUGACUUUGGAUCAAUAUAAUCAGACAGUCACCAAUGCAGAAGAUCAGAUUAGGCGGAGGAACACACAACCUAUAUGUGCAAACCUUCAGGCAGCAAUCCACACGUGCUACAGUGAAAACAAACACCAAGUGCUCAAUUGCUCGGAGCUGGUUAAGGAGUAUCAGCGCUGUGUUCAGCUAGCACAAAAGAACUGGAAACAUUCCAUGCCUCUAGUAUUUGCAUGUAAAAUUGCAAUUCAAUGGACGCAAGGAGGAAUCGCAUCAGUUCUAGUACCUGUGAUGACUUGCUGAUUCUUGACCCCAGGAACUGUUGGUCCAUUUCGAUUAAAGUCCAGCUUUAAAGUGCAGAAAGCAGGGGACCACAGAAGCUCUUAGAAGCCCAGCAUCCUCUUGGAUUCAUGCUGAUGCAAAUGAGUGCCUUCUGUCCAUGGUGGUCCACGAAAGCACCAUGAACCCGUAUCCAGAUACCUGCAUGUAUCAGUCUUAAUAGAUGGAUUUGGACUUGAGGGGGAGGGCCCUGAGCUUGUAGAAGAAGCUAUGCUCUGCAAAAUGUAUGUCGCAUCAUCAUUAUUUCUCUUCCAGUAAGAGAAGAAUUCCCAUGAAUAGAUCUUGUUUCUAAUGGGGAAUACAAAUGAGAAGCCUCGUUUUUUUAAAAAAAAAAUCUGUUAAAUUUUUGUUUCACCGUUACUCUGUUUGUAUUUCAUGAGAUGUUGCCUCCGUUAGAACAAGGAAUAGGAGGAAAUGCCAGAGCCCUGCUUGUAUUGAGUUAAUACUGAUUCAAGUGUGUGUAUAUGUUUGACACCAGCAGAGACAUUCCUUCCUUCACCUCUCAAGCUUCCUCCUAAGAACAAUAAAAAGUGUGUUUAAUGGU
Molecule: messenger RNA, 1569 nt
Organism: Rhineura floridana
Lineage: Eukaryota; Metazoa; Chordata; Lepidosauria; Squamata; Rhineuridae
Gene: CHCHD6
Product: coiled-coil-helix-coiled-coil-helix domain containing 6
Exons: 10
Coding region: 150-989 (279 amino acids)
Biological process (GO): DNA damage response; cristae formation
Cellular component (GO): MICOS complex; mitochondrion
Source: RefSeq, a predicted model, not a curated record